This is a messenger RNA of Pelobates fuscus (common spadefoot toad), 3062 nucleotides long. RefSeq names its product telomere maintenance 2 (gene TELO2). The record is from RefSeq and is a predicted model, not a curated record. Lineage: Eukaryota; Metazoa; Chordata; Amphibia; Anura; Pelobatidae. Gene Ontology annotation, molecular function: telomeric repeat DNA binding; Hsp90 protein binding. Gene Ontology annotation, biological process: telomere maintenance via telomerase; protein stabilization. Gene Ontology annotation, cellular component: cytosol. The transcript is spliced from 21 exons. The coding region runs from base 71 to 2602 and encodes 843 amino acids.
GGGCGUGGUUACCAAGCCGAAGUUGGGUGUAGGAAGGUGACUGCUGCUUACUUCCGGUGAGAGGAGCAAGAUGGCUGCGUGCAUACUGAGUACACACCAAGCAAAGGGAUUAGUAAAUAACUCUGCAAUGGAUGUCCGAAGUGUCCUCCACGAGACCUCAUCCGAACUCUCAAAAAUUAAUGAUGGCGAUAAACUGGUCCAGGUGUUUAUGAAUAUAAAAAAAUACAUGGACGUGGAUGAGGAUUCUGCUCCACUCAAAGAAAAGGCAGAGUUCAAAAGGGUACAUUACACCCCUUUCCUUAGGCUUUUAGUGAACAACAUGGGACCACGGUGGGUGGAUCUACUGACACCUGAGAGGCUUGAAUUGUGGGACAGUUUCUUCCUAGAAGGACCUCCUGAUCAGGCAUUCCUGGUCCUUCUUGACAGUGUGGAACGAACAAAACCCAGCAUCUGCCUGGACCGAUGUGUGCAUGUUCUAGAGCGAUUCCUGCAGCGGGGGGCACUGGCUGACCUCAUAUGGGAAAUUUGUCAACAGCAGCUGGAACCUACCCCCACACCAGUUUUGCAUGAGGUUAUUCUCGGAAGAAUCUGCAGCUUGCCGGACCAUCUAGCCAAUUCCCUCCAAAAACGAAACAAACCCCUCUUCUACCCAAAGAACUACUACCCCCGUGUGGCGGGCGCCAUCCUGCGUGUGCUUCGUAUGAUCUCUGAUUCAUUGAGAGAAGGGAAAGGAUGUUCAAUCUCCUUUGUAUCUCAAGUCAUGGGAAAAGUCUGCAUGCAGGGCCAUCAGAUUGAGCUGCUUUCUGUGUUGGUCCCUCACCUGCUCACCCUACUAAAGUCAGAUUGCAUCUAUCAGAGACUCUCUUGGCGAUUGGUGGAGUCAGUGCCUGAGAGAUGGAUGGAUGCCCUAAUCACUGGUAUUCUUCAAGUGGCACGGGGGCCAGCCGAUGUAUCCAAGUUAUUGGGUGAUUUGGUCUUGAAGAACAAGAAGGUGGAAUAUUUGUUUACCCAGAAGAUGCUAUUUCUGCAGUACUGUGUCCAGAAAGAGAAACUACAAUGCAUUCUGGGAUACCUGUCCUUGGAGAAGAGUCGCCGACCUUUAAUGGUUAAGGUGCUACGGGAGCUUCUGGAAGUGUGGUCAUCUGCUAGUGUGGUCAAGCACUCCCCUCACGCUCAAUUGCUGCAUUUGAGCCGUUCAAUCCUCAUUUGUUCGAGUCUUAUGAAUGAUGAUGAGAUACAAUCCUGCAAAGAAGAGAUAAAAUUUGCACUGGUUAAUGGUACGCAUGUCUACCUGGAUAAUUCAAUUCUGAACACCAGGCGGUUGGGGAUGCUAGUCUCGGAAGCUUUGAGCAAAUAUCUUAACCCUGAGCCACUACAUUUUGAGUAUGAAGAGGACGAGGAGAUAAAAGAACUAAAGUCACUUUUGUCUCCGCCAUGUAUUUGUCCUUCAAACGUAGAAGAGUCAGUGAAGAUCCCUGGAGAAAGUUCCCCUUCCAAUGUGUCACCUCCCAGAAAUGAUGAUGUAAAGCCUGAGGAGGGCUCUAGGUCUGCCAGCAGAUCUGAUUCUGAACUGGACAGUGAUGAUGACCUUGUACCAUAUGACAUGAGUGAAGACACAGAGUUAAAGAAGAGUAGUGCUCCAGCCUACAUCCGAGAUUGCAUGGAAGUGCUGCUAUCGGAUGACCUUGAAAAGGUGGAGGUGACCAUGAGAGCGCUGGCUCCCUUGAUUCGUGCAAACACAGCCGCCUCCAAAGAGGUCAGUGUUGAACUGGUGAAGAUGCUCCUGCAUAUUGACCAACCUGGCAUUGAGCAUUUUGAAGAACUGCGGCACGAAGCUCUAGUGGCUUCAACCGUUGUGGAUCCUAUAUUGGCGUCAAAGUAUCUUACUGGUGAAUUUUACUCCUUAAACUACAACCUGCGGCAGCGGAUGGAUAUUUUAGAUGUUUUGGCAUCUGCAGCAAAAGACCUUUCAAAACUGGUGGCUCCGACAAAAUCUGUGAAACCCAAACCUCAGCCUGCUAACAAAUCAGGCACCCCAAACACUGCUGCUACUGCUGCUACUGCUGACUGGAAGAAGAUAGUGGAGGAGAGGAUCGCAAUGAAGACCAGGAGGUUUGGCAAGGGACAAUCUGCUCCUGAACCGGUCUCAGUCCCAAACAGUUUUCAUGUAGUAGCCGGACACUUCUUUUUUCCACUUAUUCAAAACUUUGACAGACCUGUCGUGACAUUUGAUCUUUUGGGCGAGGAUCGUCUGGUACUUGGGAAGUUGGUGCACACACUCGCCUGCCUGAUGCACCUUUCUACAAAUGCCUCGGUUGCUUCACAAAUGGGGAAGGCCCUUCUGGAGUUUGUUUGGGUUCUUCGCUUCCAUUUGGACCCGUAUGUGAGACAGGGACUCCUCUUCUGUGUCUCCACCAUUCUACUCAGUGUCCCCUGGGAGCGACUGAUGACUGACAUGGCAGAAGAGGUCAUUGAGACACAACGCUGGCUGGCAGAUGUAACUGAGCGAGACGUGGAUGAUGACUGCAGACGCAUAGCUUUGAACGGCCUUGUACUGAUGGAGAAAUUAAAGAAAAAUCUUCACAGCAGAAAUAAGAAAUAAACCUGAAAAUGAUCUUUUUAAAGUACAACUCUCAUCACAAAUUUAUCUUUUUUUUUUUUUUUUUUUUUUUUUUUUACUUUUAUUGAAAAUUAAUGUUUUUAUUUUUUGGUUUUAAUGGUGUAUAUUGAUUUAUUUAUUUAUUUCACUUUAUAUAUUUUUCACUUUAUGUGAUUGAGCAGCCGUGUUGGGUCAGAUUCUACUAGAUCUGUGUAAAAAUCUGUUAUUAGUCUAAAUAAAAUGCCUGCUGCGAUACCAGAACCAAUCCAUUCGGAAUUUUAUUCAGACGAACCGGUUUAAAAGAUUUUUUUCCCUGUGUCUAGAUUCUACUGAAAGCUGACCAACUGCUUCUCGACUUAAGCUGCCGCAGUUUGCCAGAUAACCGAAUCUGAUCAAACAUGUCUGCUCAGGCAGAUAAAGUGAAAUCUUCUAUAAAAGCAAUCAUCAUAAAAUAAAAGUAAAA